AUGCGCCUUUCUCAAGUUUUACGAGUUAUGAUACUAGGAAAAGACGGCCAAGCGGUGUGGAAAGAGAUAACCGAAAACAAAUUACCAAAAGGUGGCAAAAAAUUGUCGUUCCGACAGGUAAUUUACCUCAUAUUUUUAAAAAUGUAAAGAAGUAAAUACAUUAUAGAAUGCUGUCAUCGGUUUUGGAAUAGUCAUGUUCGUUUUCUCUUAUGCGCAUUUCCAAGAUGAAAUUAAUCCGGGCUCAAAAUGGUCACGUAAGUAUUAUACAUUGAAAGAUAAAAAGAAAUUUUCGAUUUUCUAGAAUAUUUCCGAACAAUAACUCGAGAACCAUUUGCGUGGUUGACUAAGGAUCAACAAAAUCUUCCUAUUUCACCUGAUCAUAUGCCACCGAUAAAAUAA
Messenger RNA from Caenorhabditis angaria, 399 nucleotides. The record is from the annotation of a GenBank genome assembly. NCBI's taxonomy places the organism in Eukaryota, Metazoa, Nematoda, Chromadorea, Rhabditida, Rhabditidae.